UAGAAGUAAUGCAUAAGGCACGAAAAGAAAUUGAAACCAUUGUUGGUCUUGACCGCCUAAUAGACGAACCUGAUGUGGCUAAUCUUCCUUAUCUUCGCAACAUCAUUGGUGAAUCAAUGCGGAUGUACCCCACAGUUCCCCUACUGGUGCCUCAUGAAUCAACAAGCAAGUGCAGGGUAGGGGGCUACCGUAUUCCACCGGCGAGCCUGUCCUGGCGACAACUUGGCGUUGAGGAUUAUUGGUUAACUCACGGGUCUUUGAUUGAGUGCUUUGAAUGGAAGAGGAUUGGGGAGGAGAUGGUGGACAUGACGGAAGGUACAGGAUUCACCAUGAAUAAGGCUCCGCCGUUGCAAGCUAAAUGCCACCCAUGUGCUGCCCUGGUUAAGCUCCUUAACCAAAUUUGAAACUAUCUGCUCCCUGUAACCUUUACCAUUACUCUUGAAAUACUUCCACUUCAUUGUUCAGUGUUGAUUUGCCUUUCAG
Rubroshorea leprosula is the source of this 483-nucleotide messenger RNA. The record is from the annotation of a GenBank genome assembly. NCBI's taxonomy places the organism in Eukaryota, Viridiplantae, Streptophyta, Magnoliopsida, Malvales, Dipterocarpaceae.